This is a messenger RNA of Hyaloscypha bicolor E, 573 nucleotides long. RefSeq lists its product as uncharacterized. The transcript has 2 exons. The record is from RefSeq and is a predicted model, not a curated record. NCBI's taxonomy places the organism in Eukaryota, Fungi, Ascomycota, Leotiomycetes, Helotiales, Hyaloscyphaceae. The coding region runs from base 1 to 573 and encodes 190 amino acids.
AUGUCGCCUCGACCUCCACCAGUUCCAUUCGCUCAAUUGCCGCCAGGCUAUCCAAAGCUUUCUGGGCUGGUCUGCAAAGACAAAACUCUCUCAAUUUUUAGAAAGUUCCGCAGUCUUAGUACCAGGAAUCUUUUAUAUCUACAGAGUGAGAUUCUGGACCUUGAAUCUCAACUGCAACAGGAGGACAAAAAGCUUAGCCUCACCACCCCUGAGGACUUAAAAUCAUGGCAAGCCUUCUCGGGCUCUAUCGAGCGCACUCAGCUGGUCAGCACAAUCCGUCACAAGCUGAAUGAUUAUUACUCAACCCUCCUUCAAUAUGAGAAAGUGCUCAACCUCAGUUGCCCGUCGUAUGAGCAUGUUGGCUUGCUUAAAGACUGGAUGAAUUGCGAGCAGCCGGUUGUUGAUAGUACCAAAAACUACCUAGAACACAGGGAUCAAGCAGGAGAUCUGGAGUCGCCGUGGUACCGAGCGGAGGAAGAUACCGUCGACUUUGUUUCACUCGACCCAGUCGCAGAUAGUUGGCUAUCGCGGCUGCUUACAAGAACCUCCCUAAGGUACUUGUUCUUGGUAUGA